Messenger RNA from Psammomys obesus (fat sand rat), 6294 nucleotides. RefSeq names its product prolow-density lipoprotein receptor-related protein 1-like. Bases 1 to 6243 code for a protein of 2080 amino acids. NCBI's taxonomy places the organism in Eukaryota, Metazoa, Chordata, Mammalia, Rodentia, Muridae. Gene Ontology annotation, molecular function: protein binding; calcium ion binding. The transcript is spliced from 33 exons. The record is from RefSeq and is a predicted model, not a curated record.
AUGCUGUUCCGGAUGCUCCUGCUCCUUUUCUCUUUGGCGCUGAUAUCUCUGGGCAGUGUCGGGCGCUCAGGGGCAGAUGAAAUGGGCUGUAACCGGACGCAGCAAGCGGCUUGUGGUGACAAGUGCAUUCCCGUGGCCUGGCUCUGCAACGGGGAACAAGAGUGCCCGGAUGGAACCGACGAGCAGUGUGAGGAAACGUGCCUGGGACACCUGCAGGCCUGGCAGUGCGAUGACGGGAAGUGUAUUCCUGCCCGCUGGCGUUGUGAUGGCUCCAGGGACUGCUUAGACGGCUCCGAUGAGGUGAACUGUGAGGGUUUGGCAGCAUGUCGGGACCACAAAAUCCAGUGUUCAGGGAAGGCUCCGUGUCUGGAUGCUCAGGAACGCUGCGGUGUCCAGCAGGACUGUGAAGAUGGGUCCAUGGAGGCACGCUGUUCCCGUAGCCACUGCUUGGCUGGUCAGUGGCAGUGCCAAAACAGGGCGUGUAUCGUGGACAGCUGGAGGUGUGACGGCAUCGAUCAGUGUGGUGAUGCCUCGGACGAGGAGGACUGUGCCUCCUGCCCAGAAGGCGCUGUGAGCUGUGAUGGAGGGAACUGCAUCCCAGAGUCUCUGAUGUGUGAUGGGGAAGCCGACUGUGCAGAUGGCACUGAUGAACCCAUUACAUGUGGUAAGAACUGCUCCCUGCUGAAUGGUGGCUGUGAGGGGCCAUGCAAUGACACCCACUGGGGUGCCCGUUGUUCCUGCCCACCAGGGUGGCAGUUGCAGCCUGACGGAUGGAGCUGCGGAGAUGUAGAUGAGUGCUCUCAGCCAUAUGGUCCUUGUGGCCAGCUCUGUCAUAACACACCAGGCUCUUAUUCCUGUGGCUGUAUCCAAGGUCACCAGCUCUAUAAUGGCACAGACUGUCGAGUUACAGACGAUGAUGUUAAAAUUCUUAUAGCAGCAGAUAAAGAGCUUGGUAUCCUGGACCGAAGAACAGGCAUCUAUGAGAUGCUGGUCCCUGUAAAGUCCAGGCCCAGGUCUGUUGCUUAUGACCUGAACAGAAACAUGUACUUCUGGGUGGAUAAAAUCUUGAAUGUGUUUGUCCUUGGGAAGCCAAACUUCAUUACCCUCUACCCAGAACUCCCACCUGUGAGCAGUAUUUCUCUGGACUGGUUCACGGGACAGUUGUACUGGGCUAGCAGCUUGGCAAGGGUCAUCUGUGCUGGCUUAAGUGACGGCAGAGGCUAUGUCAAAAUCUUGGAAAAAGAUCUUGUGCCUGAGGAGCUAGUGGUGUUUCCUGAAAAGAGGUAUCUGUACUGGGUAAACCGAGGUGAGAAUGGGGUAAAGACUAUUGAAACUGCAGGAAUGGAUGGCUCCGACAGGAAGAUCCUAGCAGUUGUGACCACGGAGGAGCCUUUAGGACUGACACUUGAUCAUGUGACUGGCAGACUCUACUGGAUCAGUGGCUAUAAAGAGUCCAUAGAGACGGUGAAAGUGGACGGCAGUGGGAGGUACGCCUUUCCUGGGAUAUUGUUUGAAGGUGAAGACCCCGUUAGCCUGGAUGUAUUUGAGAACGCUUUCUUCUGGGCCAACCAAACUCAACUGAUUCGUACCUCACCCCAAAGCCCGAAGGAGAGAGAGGUGUUGCUCCACACCUCCGUGUCAGCUUUCUCAGUCCUCCACAAGUCGCGGCAGCCCACGGAUAGAAACUCAGCAUGCAUUCCAGGUUCCUGCAGCCACCUAUGCCUCCUGUCCCCCAUCCAUCCCAAGGGCUACAAGUGUGUCUGUCCAGAGGGGCUGUUUCUUUCACCUUCUGGCACAUGCAGUGAGUUGAAAGUUGUGUUUUCUUCUGGCAAACGCCUAUACUUGUUGAAAGUCAGCUCUAUGGGAACUGCUAUAGAGAGAACUCUAGUUGAGGAGCAUGCUGGGAACCUCUAUUUACUGGAUAUUGAUUGGAAAAGGAACAUCAUCUAUUGGUCAAAUGUCCAGGGACAUCUUGUUUAUUCAGCUGGAUAUUCAGGACAAAAGCAAGAGAUCUGGACCCAGCAUACAGUUUGCUCAGCAAAUGUGGACAUAGCCACUGGGAACCUGUUCUGGCUACCCUGUGACCGAGGCACUAUUCAGAAGACCAGAAUGCCUGGUGCUGAGUCGCACACUCUCUACAGCACUCGAAACAUCAUACUGCAGUUGCUUCUUGAUUGGCCCAGAAGAAUGCUGUACUGGGUGGAGAGUGGGAAGCCCCUGCAAAGCAUGACCCUGGAUGGCAAAAACAGACAGGAAGUUUGGAGAGGCACCUGGGCAGCAGACACUCGGAUGGCCUUGGAUCUAGGGUCCGUUAGUAUCCUCUGGACCACCAAAGGGUUGGGGUUGCACAGUUUUAGCCUAUUGAAGAACCGAACAUGCUCAUUGAACACAUCCUGGAGCGAUGUGGUUAUGGUGGCCCAUGAGCCCUACCUGGUAACCGCAGACAAGGCAGCUCUUGUGCUGUGGAACAGGAAGACUCUGGAGCCCUUCUCCACACUGAAGGAGCCACACAUAAAGAAAAUGAUCAUCUUGGCGGACAACCAGAAAGUUCCAGAUCCUGGGCUGAAGGAGGCAGUGCCCACUGCCCCUCCUCCUCCUCCUGUUCUCUGUGCCCGGUCCUCUGUUCCCUGCCAGGAUGGGAAGGGAUGCAUUCCCAGGGAGUCCCUCUGUGACGGUGAGCACGACUGUCAGGAUGGCUCAGACGAAGAGAACUGCUCCCGGGUCUGCCAUCAACCAGGGGUCUUCCAGUGUCUGGAUGGAAGCGGAUGCAUUCAAGAGAAAUAUCACUGUGAUGGGGCUCGGCAGUGCUCCGACGGGUCUGAUGAGCUGGGCUGCUGGAGGCCUGCUGAAGAAUGUCAGCUGCACUGUGACAACGGGACUCGCUGCAUCCCUAAGAGUUGGCGAUGCGAUGGGAAGCCAGACUGUUCGGACAGAAGAGAUGAGCAAGGGUGUGCUCAUGAAAAAUGCAGCUCCUCUGAAUUUCAGUGUGAGAAUGGUCAAUGUGUAUCUUCUUCUCUGCAUUGUGAUGGGAACCGAGACUGCCUGGACCACUCGGAUGAGGAAGGCUGCCCUGUUGCCUGGUCCAUACGGUGCCCAGAAGGGGAGAUGAAGUGCCCGAAGAGUGGAGAAUGUGUGUUGGCAGAGUGGAUAUGUGACCAUGAUAUAGACUGCAAAGAUGGAACAGACGAGAAGGACUGCGAGCGCGAAGCGCUCCUGUGUGGCCCCUGGCAGUGGGCUUGCGGCAGUGGAGAGCAGUGUGUGCCUGACUUCUGGCGCUGUGAUGGACAACGCGACUGCAGAGACGGCAGUGACGAGGCUGGGUGUACUCCGCCGAAGUGCCGGGACUCCGAGUUCGAGUGUGCUACUGGUGCCUGCCUCAGCUUCAGCGUGGUGUGCGAUGGGCGAGAGGACUGUGUGGAUGGUUCCGAUGAGGGUGGAGAGUGUUCCUCGUCAGGAUGCGACCCAGGGCGAUGCCACCACUCCUGCUUCCAGUCCCCAUCUGGGCCGGUGUGUGUCUGUGACCCAGGCUUUGAGCUGGACAGCCGUGGUCAAAUCUGUCAGGAUGUAAAUGAGUGCCAGCAGCCAGUCGGCCGGCCCUGCAGUCAGAGCUGCAUCAACACCGAGGGCUCGUUUAUCUGUGCCUGUCACCCUGGCUACUUGCUGGGCCCCGAUGGCCACACUUGUAAGGCAACAGGUGCUGAGCCAAUUCUGCUUGCUUCUAUUGAGUUUAACCUUUUCCUUUCUGGACUGAGAAGCUUAAAAGAAGAUAUCCUGGCAACUACAGACAAGAACCUGGCUAUUUAUUCUGUGGACUAUGAUUUAUUGGAUCAGAAAAUCUUCUGGGCAGAUCCCAAAGCAGAAAGUAUAAGGUGGAUAAGCAUGACCACAAAGAAGGAUGGGAUGGUGGUGAGAGGGAUAAAGCCAGACUGUAUAGGGGUUGACUGGAUUGGAAGAAAUCUCUACUGGACUGAUGGGAGAGCUGGCCAGAUUUUGGCAAUUCAGCUAACUGCUGUUGGUAGAGAAAAAUCUGAGUACACAGUUGUCGUGGAUGAUGAUGUGAUUCAGCCCCAGGCUUUGGCUUUGGAUCCCCUGAAUGGAUUGAUGUACUGGUCUGAAGUCGGAGAAGAACCUCAGAUAGAACAAGCUGGAAUGGAUGGUAGCAGCAGAAAGAUACUUGUCAAUCAAGGCCUUGGUCGGCCAACUAGCAUAGCUCUUGACCGAUUAAGUUGGAAGAUAUUCUGGUCUGAUGAGAAACUUCACUGCAUUGGUUCUGUCAACCUCGAUGGUAGUGGCAUUAGUAUGAUGCAGCUAACUCGAAUCAAGAGCCCCUUUUCAGUCGCUGUGUUUGAAGACGAAGUCUUCUGGUCUGACCCAAAGACAAGAACAAUACAGAGUGUGGAGAAGGUAACAGGCAAGGGCAGAGCUGUCCUCAUCAAGCGUUCUGAACAGCCCUUUGGACUCAAGAUAAUGCAUGAAGUCCUUCAGCCCAGGUCUUCUAGUCCUUGUCUGGAUGUACAAUGCUCUCACUUGUGCCUUCUGAGCCCACGAGCCAAGGGAAGUUGUCACUGCCCGGUUGGCCUCCUGCUGGCAGAAGAUGGGAUCACCUGUGUCUCCCCACAAGAGUCUGAGUUUCUUUUCCUGGUGUUGCCCAGUGUUCUCACCCAGAUCUAUUUGAAAAAUCUCAAGACUACCUCACAACAAACAACCGUACCAGAACACAGAACACUUCCCUUCACCAGUGUCAAUCAGCUUGCAUCCAUGGAUUAUCUCGUCCAGGAAAAGGCCCUCUACCUGUCAGAACUCAAUACCAGUGACAUCAGGCUACUGAGGCUGAAAGAACCAGGGAUACUCUCCUGGCAGAGGGUCAUCUCUGUGAAGGGGACAGUGAUAGACUUUGCUCUGGACUGGCUGAGUGGAAACAUAUAUUGGAUUGACAGUGGGAAUCCCUCCAUCAAUGUUGCUUCCUCUACCGGCCAGUAUCCCACUGUUUUGCUCAGGGAAAACCUUCAUCACCCAGCCUCUAUUGUCCUCCACCCACCUACUGCUGUCAUGUGCUUGGCAGACCUGGGUUUGCAGGAUGAUGGGAGAGAUGGCUCCAGCAUUGAAUGUGCCUCUAUGGAUGGCAGCAGGAGAAAGGUGCUAUGGCUGAAAUCCCAGGUGCCUGUGGGCCUGGCCUUUUCGGAUGCAGGGACCCGAGUGUACUGGGCUGAUACUGGGCAGGGACUUAUACAAAGUAUUCAAGUAGAUGGCUCAAGAUACAGAGUGGACCAUCAAGGACUUAAGGGUCUUCACCUCUUUGCAUGUGGUCAAGACACGAUGUUAUGGACAACAGUUGGUGAUGGCCAGAUCACCAAAGUUUGGUACAACAAAGCACGGAUCUCAGAAAACCAGUGGUUCCAAGUAGACCAGAAGAUUGUAGACUUAAAAGUGUACAGUGUACUUAGUCAACAGGGUAACAACAGCUGUUCAAAAGACAAUGGAGGAUGCAGUCACAUCUGCUUGCCAAAUCCUGAGGGCAAGACUUGCAGGUGUCCCAGUGGCUACUGCUUGGUUGAUGGCCACACAUGUGUAGAAGCUGUCCAGUGCGCUCUGCUGUCACAAUGCUGUAAGGACGGCCAGAGGUGCAUUUCCAAGGAGCAAGUUUGCAAUGGGCAUGUUGACUGUCUGGACGGAUCUGAUGAACUGGACUGUAUGAACCCAAGUAGACCCCAUUCAACAUCAAUGCUUAAGAAGCCAGAAGCUUGGAAAAGGUUGACACCCGAAGCUUUUGAACUUUCCCAGGCUGCUGAGUCUACCACGGAUGUACAUCUAGGACAAGAAGGAAUGAGACACCCUGUCAGAAAAACAGUGGAAACUGUCCAGUCUAAGGAUCUACAGAAGGCAACAUAUAUGCCCUGUAGCCAAGACUUUUGCAAUGGGAGAGGGAUCUGCACUGUGGAAGGAAAGCUGAGGAGAUGCCGCUGCCUGAUGGAGUAUGGUGGAGAGUUCUGCCAAGAAGUAGCCCGGGGCCCUGCCUUGGGCUAUGUAGCUCUGGGUGUAGUCAUUGCUUUAUCAGCUGUUCUGGCAGUGCUGGGGCUGUCUCUACAUCUCAGAAGAAAGCGUAAAUUCAAGAGAACAUCAUCAAGAAAUUUGGACUAUGAUAAAGAAAAUAAUCAAGAAGAGGAAAAUCUAAUGAAUAGUGAGACUUUUGUCAAUGAAGUCUACAAUGAGCAGGAAUCUUUAACCUCUUUACAAGCUGAAUGACCUCAUCAAAACAACAACAACAAAAAGAGCUGAAAUGUUUCCAUAAAUAAA